Molecule: messenger RNA, 1779 nt
Organism: Drepanopeziza brunnea f. sp. 'multigermtubi' MB_m1
Lineage: Eukaryota; Fungi; Ascomycota; Leotiomycetes; Helotiales; Drepanopezizaceae
Source: RefSeq, a predicted model, not a curated record
AUGUCGAGACGUGGGGAGGCCGUGUACGAGGAGCGCGAUUACUACUCCCGCGAAGGACCUCCUGUGCGAACGAGAGAGAGGGGGGACUCAGAUAUCCGCAGUAGGCGCAGUGGCUCGGAGCGAGGCAGUCGACCAGAUUUCCUCCGAGACGACUACGGACGGCCUGAGCCUGGACAGAUGGUAUUGAGAGAACGAGACACGGAGGUGUACUCUAGGCCGUUGGAACGCAGACCUCGAUCCCCUUCCCCAGUACGGGUAGUGCGUGAGAGGAUUAUUGAGAGAUCACCUACCCCGCCCCAACAACUCGAGAGAGUGAGGACUACUCGAAUCGUCGAACGACGCUCACCUUCGCCUCCCCCCGAGCGGGUCAGGACUAAGACUCGAGUUGUUGAGAAAAAGAGAUCGCCGAGUCUUCCCCCACCAGAGAGACUGCGUGCUAGAGUGGUUGAGACGAGAGAGAGAUUCCGCGAGCGGUCUCCUUCGCCGGUGCGGGUACGUGAGAGGGUUGUUGAGCGAGAGAGGGAGAUCAGAGAACGCACACCAUCUCCACAUAUCGAUCGAGUACGCAUCCGCAAUGUCGAGCAGGUCCGCCAGCCGAGCCCUGAACCAUCGCCACCCCCUCCUCCCCCUCCGAUUCGUGCACCUCCUAUCCACCAAGAAAUUAUCACCCACCACCGACACAUCGACCAUGGCUUUGAACUCGCCCGAGUUCCCUCUCCCCCACCCCGCCGCACCGAACAGCGCACCAAAGAAACUGAUAUCGAUAUCUACACCCAUGGAAAUCACACCGACGUAGAUAUUCGCAAGAAAACAGUCAGCACGCGAUCCCCGCCUCCAGCCCGACACGAUGACUACCACGAUGAUAGCGUAUUGUACGAGCAACAGCGGGAGAAACUGCGCUUUCGAGACGCCAGACUCGACGCCAGUCAUCGACGCAGCGUAAGUGCCAGACCCGAACGUAGAGAGCGAAGCAAAAGCCGUGUCCGAAUCGAUAUCCGCGGUGAUGAAGAUGAAGCCGAUUACUAUGCGCGGAAAGCCAAAGAGCGUGCAUACAUAGGUGAAGCAUACAACGGCGCCACGAAGGACUGGGCCAUCAUUGAUGUCCCACCCGGAACAGAGCGAGUGACGAUGGAUGGUGUUGGCGGCGGGAGUGAAGAGAUCACUUGGCAGAAAUACAACGGUGUGCGCAGAAGUAAAUUCAUUCCCGAGCGGGAGCGGGAGCGCGAGAGAGAUCGUGUUGUUGAGCGAGAGCUUAUUCGCGAGGAGCCGAGACGCGAAUCCCAAGGCAGUGGCCUGGAAAUCGAGAUAUCGAGUUCCAGCCGUCGACGACAAGGAGGUGGCUCGUACGAGCGCGAGUAUGAAAGGAUCGAGGAGACGUCUAGCCAGCAAGUGGGCUUUCCGCGAGCACCACCCAAACAGAGAAUGGGCGAUCUGUGGACAGAAAUUACGAAAGAUCUGGUCGUGAGGGAGGCGAUUGAGGAGAUGGGGUACGACUUCGAGGAGACGGAGUUCUUUUUCUACAUCAUUCAGUAUCUACGUUAUGAGGACGUGCUAGAACUAGUCCAGCUCUCCGAAACCAUCCGCCGCGAGCGCCAGGACCGCAUUCGUGAGAUCCAACGUGAACGUGAGCGCAUCGAGCGCCGGAACCACGAGCGAGACGAGUGGGAGCGUAGAGAGCGUCGAUGGGAACGCGAUCCUGGCUUCUCGGAUGAGAGGAUCAUCGAGAGGGAGAUUAUCUAUGAUGGGAGAGGACCGCCGCCUAGACGGGGGGGCUGGUAA